AUGUCAGCCGUAGCACCAGCGGGAACCGGUGCCACGGCGCCCACCGCGAACGGUCCGAUCGUGCCCGCUCCGGUUUUCGCGUUGCCGACGUUAUCGUUCACCGUCGGCCAGGUGGCCACCGUCUGCGAGACCCUGGAGGAGAGCGGCGACAUCGAGAGACUGGCCAGGUUCCUCUGGAGCCUGCCAGUCGCGCAUCCGAACAUCCAGGAGCUGAAUCAGAGCGAGGCGGUGCUCAGAGCCAGGGCGAUCGUCGCGUUUCAUUCGGGACACUAUAGAGAAUUGUACGCCAUACUCGAGAGGCACAAGUUCACCAAGGACUCCCACGGCAAAUUGCAGGCGAUGUGGCUGGAGGCGCACUACCAGGAGGCGGAGAAGCUACGCGGAAGACCUCUGGGCCCCGUCGACAAGUACAGGGUACGAAAGAAAUUCCCGCUGCCGAGGACGAUCUGGGACGGCGAGCAGAAGACCCAUUGCUUCAAGGAGAGGACCAGAUCGUUGCUCAGAGAGUGGUACCUGCAGGAUCCGUACCCGAAUCCGGGGAAGAAGAGGGAACUGGCCGCCGCCACGGGGCUCACGCCUACGCAGGUGGGGAAUUGGUUCAAGAACAGGAGGCAACGGGAUCGCGCCGCCGCUGCGAAAAACAGAAUGCAGCAGCAAUCUGGCACAGGAAACGGAAAUACACGACGCGCUUUGAGCCCCGGGCCAGGAGGCAGCGACUCGGAGGACUCCGACAUUUCUCUCGGCGGAACGUCGCCGCCGUCGCCGAGUUCCUCGCCUCCGCCGACUCAUCAACCAUCUCCUGUUCCUCUCGGGCCCCUUGGACCUCUGCCUCCACCAUCCUUAAAUUUCCGCUUCGAUCCAUCGCAAUCGCAGUUUCGAUUCAACCACGCGACGGCCUUCAAAUUCCCGCCGACGGGCUUCCGGUUUGGACCGCACAGCCCGCAACACAAUCAUCCGAACAUCUCGGGCGGCGGAAUCUUCAGGCUGACGGAAACCAGCCCGUUCCAGGCUGUGGGGCCCAGGGGCGAUCUUGGAUCCAGAUUGCCGGAUCAUUUGGGGCUGCCGCCGCCCAGGUUGCAUCCUCACGAGGGUUUGCUCCAUCACCCGCACGUUCCGCACCAGCUACCGGAAGGGAUGUCGAGGUUAUCGGACGGCUCGCGACUCUCCGACGGCGGGAUCUCGCGUCUGUCGGACAGCCUAUCGGAAGCGCACAGCCCGCCGCUAAUGGCGACGAAUCUGUCGGUGACGGGUCCGCUUAGGGUCGCGGUCCCGAGCCCUCACACGCCAUCCUCGCGAGGCAGUCCGCCGUCGAAUCAGCAGACGCCUCAGGGUCAGUCUCAAGGCCAGGGAUUGAUAAGGGUCGCGACGCCCCCGCCGAACCCGAAACCGCCGCAGAUCCACAGACCGUUCUCACCAGCGUGAUACGACAAGGACGAUGUCGAGGAAGCAAUCAUUUCCGGGGAAACGGAGAACGAUCGGUGCUCGAUGUCGGGCAAA
This is a messenger RNA of Colletes gigas, 1497 nucleotides long. RefSeq names its product homeobox protein SIX3-like (gene Optix). Gene Ontology annotation, molecular function: RNA polymerase II cis-regulatory region sequence-specific DNA binding; DNA-binding transcription factor activity, RNA polymerase II-specific. Gene Ontology annotation, biological process: regulation of transcription by RNA polymerase II. Lineage: Eukaryota; Metazoa; Arthropoda; Insecta; Hymenoptera; Colletidae. The transcript is spliced from 3 exons. The record is from RefSeq and is a predicted model, not a curated record. The coding region runs from base 1 to 1422 and encodes 473 amino acids. Gene Ontology annotation, cellular component: nucleus; transcription regulator complex.